AGUAUAUUGUACAUUCCUUACAGCCAGUUAAUGGACAACCACUUAUCUACUGUUUAAUAGUAAAACGUUGUACAUGAUUUCCUACUGAAAGUAUUACGUUAGACGUAACGUCUAAUUAAUCGUUAGGUUAUACGCGUGUCAAUAGGAAAUUUGGCAACGGUCUCGUGCUAAAACGGAUGCCAGGAUCACGCAGUUUCCAUUCCUGCAUCCCGUUUACACCUUUACCAUUAGAGGGGGAAGGUGGAUGUUUUCGAAGGUGGUAAAUCGGUGGACGUUCACAUGUCCUUAGGCUGGUGGAAGGUGGUUUAGUGGCGGUCGAAGCACCGAGCCGGCCGGUCGUCCACGCCGUUUAAUACACUUCUGUUGUGCAAGAUAUCGAAAUGUUGACUAUCGCUUCGGUCCUGUUUAUUCUGCACUUUGCUGGUGCUGAAAUACCGCCUUAUAUAAAAAUAUGCCAUCGAGAUGACCCCAAUGUGGACAAGUGUAUUAUGAAUUCUAUAGAGGAAUUACGACCCAAACUCAAAAAGGGUAUUCCAGAGCUGGAUGUGCCUGGGAUUGAACCUUUGAGCCUGGGUCAGAUCGCACUCGCCAGGGGACCGCAAGGUGCCAAGUUGACGGCGGUUGUCAACGAUGUCAAGGUCCGGGGUCCUAGCAACUUUAAGAUAACAGAAUUGAAAUCUGAUUUAAACAGAAACAGAUUUGAUUUCAAGCUGCUGCUACCGAAAUUAGAAUUCGCGGGAAAAUAUAAAAUGGACAUUCAAGUACUGCUCCUGCGUCUCCAAGGAAGAGGGAACAUUACAGGGUCUUUUAAGGACUACGCCUGCAACGUAACAAUGAGAGGCCACAAAGAGAUAAGAGAUGGAAAGGAGUACCUAAAAUUUGAACCUAUGAAAGUGAAACUACGGGUUGGUGAUUCAUCAAUCUACCUGACAAAUCUCUUCGACGGAGAUCCAGUAUUGGGACCAGCUACCAACAGGGUUAUCAAUGAAAACUCCCAAGUCUUCCUCUCAGAAAUCAGCCCAGUCAUGGAAAAAAGUCUAGCGGACAUCUUUACAGAGAUAUCGAACAAAAUAACAUCGAAGUUUACGUAUCAAGAAUUAUUCCCAUAAUUGUUAAUUAGUUGUAAGUUUGUGAUAUGAUGAGUAUAAUUUCGUUUUUAGUAAGUUUCUCCGGUCGUUUUGGACAUCUGUCGGUCUUAUUAGCAACUUAAGACCGAAUUGGCAGGAGGAUUUUUUUAAGAUUACAUCAGAGAUUUAUGUAUAAUUUAUAUGAUAUAGGAUUAUUGUUAUGUUUACAAUUUAUAAACUCUAAAAAGUAUGUUUUCUGGGUUAAAACUUCUAUGAUUGGAAAAACUAAUCUGGUAUUCAGUGAGUACAUAUUCAUACUUGUUUAUACAGUUAUUUUUAAACUUAUAUAUAGGCCUUCGUUGUCUGAAUAGUAACACUGCUAAUUAAUAUACUUUUUAAAAGUACAUGAUAAGUAAAUUUUAUCGUGACAAUAAAUUUGGUUUGUAUAAUAUACGGAAAUUGGUAAAGUGAUAUUUGUUUAUUACUUGUACUCAAAUACAUCCAUUUUAUUAUCAAACUUAAAAUAACUUAAUGAUAAUUUGCCAAAAACGUGAUUUUGUAAAUAUUGCUAAUAUAAGGGAUGUAGUGUACGGUGUACGGUGAUUUGUACUGAUUUAAUUAUAAUUAUUUUAAAAU
Pieris rapae (cabbage white) is the source of this 1703-nucleotide messenger RNA. Its product is annotated as protein takeout-like. The transcript is spliced from 5 exons. NCBI's taxonomy places the organism in Eukaryota, Metazoa, Arthropoda, Insecta, Lepidoptera, Pieridae. The record is from RefSeq and is a predicted model, not a curated record. The coding region runs from base 381 to 1109 and encodes 242 amino acids.